Messenger RNA from Gastrolobium bilobum, 1080 nucleotides. RefSeq lists its product as uncharacterized. The transcript is spliced from 3 exons. Bases 1 to 1047 code for a protein of 348 amino acids. The record is from RefSeq and is a predicted model, not a curated record. NCBI's taxonomy places the organism in Eukaryota, Viridiplantae, Streptophyta, Magnoliopsida, Fabales, Fabaceae.
AUGGUUCGGCUUGCCACAUUAUCAGAAGAACCCAUCAACGACGAAGAAGAUGGAAGUGGAACCACCAACACCUCAAAGAAAUGGCGCAACUGGUUCAAGUCUCACUUCUUCAACAAAAAGCCUAACCUCAAGAUCCUCCUCAGUGUUCUAGCUUGCCCUCUCUUCCCUGUUCCUCCCCACCCCAAAUCACCCAUCAAUGAGGUGUCAUCGUCGGCUCAGUAUAUUAUCCAACACUUCACGGCGGCGACAGGGUGCCGGAAGUUGGAGGGGACGGUGAAGAGUGUGUUCGCGACGGGGAAGGUGGCAAUGGGGGUGGUGGAUGAGUUUGGAGGAGUAGUCUCGGAGAGAGGGUGCUUUGUGAUGUGGCAAAUGUUUCCUGACAAGUGGCAGAUUGAGCUGGUUGUGGCUGGUCACAAGGUUGCGGCUGGUAGUGAUGGCACCGUCGCUUGGCGCCAUACCCCUUGGCUCGGUGCUCACGCCGCUAAAGGUGGCGUGCGCCCUCUUCGUCGCGCUGUUCAGGGACUAGACCCUUUGGCAGUAUCUGGUGUGUUCAGUGCUGCGCAAUAUAUGGGAGAAAAGCAAAUCUCAGGCAUUGAUUGUUUUGUGUUAAAGCUAUCAGCUGAUCAGAAAGACCUGGUUGACCGGAGUGAUAACACUGCUGAGAUGAUCAAGCAUGUUACAUUUGGUUACUUUAGCCAAAGAAAUGGGCUAUUAGUGUACCUAGAAGAUUCUUCCCUGACCAGGAUUCAAUCACCUGGGACACACCCCACGUACUGGGAGACCACUAUGUCAACCAAAAUUGAUGAUUAUCGUAUGGUGGAUGGUGUGAGGAUUGCACAUGCUGGAAGAUCAACGGUCUUUAUCACACGUUUUGGGGAUAAUCUAAAGGCAGGCUCUGCCAUCACACGGUUGGAAGAAUCGUGGACCAUUGAUGAUGUUGCAUUCAACGCCCCAGGAUUAUCCAUGGACUACUUCAUACCACCCAAGGAACUCCAGAAAGACUAUCCACAGGAACAUCUAGAUUGGAAGUCACCCUUGCAUACAUGAUGUGAAACCUUUUACCCUUUUGUUUUUCUUUUU